Caenorhabditis briggsae is the source of this 432-nucleotide messenger RNA. Gene Ontology annotation, biological process: embryo development. The coding region runs from base 1 to 432 and encodes 143 amino acids. The transcript is spliced from 3 exons. Lineage: Eukaryota; Metazoa; Nematoda; Chromadorea; Rhabditida; Rhabditidae. The record is from RefSeq and is a predicted model, not a curated record.
AUGUCCAACGAAUACGAACAGUACAUCGUAGCAUCAUAUAAUCGUGAUGAGAAAACAUCUGUAAUCGAAUUGAUUCACAACUCCAUUUUAAGUUUAUUUGGCAAUGAAUCGACAGAAAUUGCAAACAAAUGGAAAUCUGGAGAAGCAUUCGAAAAGCUGGAUCUGUUACGUAUUGAACUUCACUCCUUAAAUUUUUCCCAGGGUGAUGCAAUUGGGGCUAAAUAUAUUGAUGAAACAAAAAGAGCACUGACGCACACUUUGCCCAAAAUAUGCAACUGGAAUAAUAACCAAAUCACAAAUUCGAUCACCAGCCACAUAUAUGUCGUCAGAAAAACAGAUAAACACGUGGCAUCGGUUCUGAUUCGAGAGAAGACGUUCAGUUUCGGAGUAUGGGAUAAGACCGAAGAAGAGUUUUUGAGAAUGGCGGGAUAG